AUCUUUACGUGAAUGGUGAAUUGGAGAAACACUUGCCGAAAGUGGCCUUCGCUCACCUCCCUACAACGCCCAAUUUCUCCACUCACAUCAUCAAUGCCAUUCGACAGCUGGAAGUGAUGGGUGUACGAUGCAUCAAUUCUUCGGAGUCUAUGCUGGUGUGCCGAAACAAGUUCCGCCAGCUCCAGCUCCUGGCUCCCCUGGGCUUCAAGAUGCCGGACAGCGCCACCUACGGCACAGACACGGCCACGGGGCUGACACAGCUCGUCCAGGCUCCGCUGGCCAUUGACUUCCCCGCCAUCCUCAAGUCUGCUGACGCUAACGGGGGCAAACGAGUGAUGCUAUUGCCCUCGGGGGACGUGGCGGAAGACAUACGAGGCAGUCUCCUUGACGACAGCGUCUACCUGCUACAGGAGUACAUCAAAGCCAGCCAUGGCGUGCACUUCAGAGCUCUGUGUGUCGGCGGGAAGGUAGAGGCAGCCUACAAAAUCCAGAACACUGUCAACACCCGAGUUCAGUCAAACUGCGUCGAGGGAGGCACAUUCUCCACAAUCGAGGGUGAGGAAGAGAUGAAAAGCAUGGCGCUGACGAUCACGAAAACAAUUGGCCUUGACAUCUCUGGAAUCGACUUUUUAAUCGAUAAAAAUGGAGAGAUAAUCUUUCUGGAAGCUAAUGCCUGUCCAAUGCUUUGUGUCGACGACGCUACAGUUGACGCGGUGAUUGAUUUCUUUCUGACUUGUUCAACAAAGUAAACAUCAGCGUCCUGAAGUUGAGAAUGAUCGCUGGCGUUAAAUUAUCGGCUAGCAUGCCCCGUUGAAGUGUAUUGCAAAAUUAAGGGGGAAAGGAGAGGGGGGGGGGGUACACCCUGAAAGCCUCGAUUCCAAUCAAUUGCAUGGAUUUUGAGAUGUAUGAAAAUUUGCCUUCUUCAGCCUCUCUUAAUGACAAAUUUUGGCUUUUUUUUUUCAAUUUUUGAAGGCCUAUAUCUUGGAAACCAGUCAUUCUAACAUGCUUUGAUUUAGAGAUAUCAAUAUUGUUGACAGCUCUGGGAAAAACAAAGUUUUCAUUAAUUUGAUCAUGCACUUUGUAUUUUAGAACACCUCAAACAUGGGUGAAAGUCGCAUUUGAAAAGGUUUCGUUCAAAAAUAAAACUUUGAAAUACCAUA
This is a messenger RNA of Aplysia californica (California sea hare), 1160 nucleotides long. Its product is annotated as beta-citrylglutamate synthase B. The record is from RefSeq and is a predicted model, not a curated record. Lineage: Eukaryota; Metazoa; Mollusca; Gastropoda; Aplysiida; Aplysiidae. Gene Ontology annotation, molecular function: metal ion binding; ligase activity, forming carbon-nitrogen bonds; ATP binding. Gene Ontology annotation, cellular component: cytoplasm.